AUGGAGAUGGACAUAGACCAGGCUGUGGCUGGAGCGGACGCCGAGCUCGACUUGGAUAUUGCACCCGUAUACGACUACGUCCGGCUGAGGGGCGAGUGGGUCAAGUUCCUGUCACGUUGCCUUUCCUCCCGCCUCGAUGCCGACACCUUCGAGAGCUACAUACCCCUAUUGUACGCCAGGUACCCGCUCAACUCGGCCACCAUCGCCGACGUAUUCCUGCGGCCCCAGCCCACCAACAGCGAGAGCCUCGACCCUCGCAUUCCCCGCUACGUCCAAGUGCUCUUCCACCACAAGCUCGUCGACACCCCUUCUAUACUCAAGGCCUUGUACCAAUACUCGACCUCGCACACCCAGGCCCAAAAGGCCGGCAAUGCCGUCCCCCACAAUUCGGCCGAUGUGGCAUCGCUGCGGUGGGAGAGCUCUUACGCUUCCGAGGAGGUCAUCUUUUACCGCCUCACGAAGGCGGUUGGCCAGGGAACCGGCCUCAAGAACACUAACGACGCCCUCGAGACCUGCAAACUGAUGGCCAAGUGGAUGGCGUUAUUCACAUCGGCCUCGGCAGCCUUCGCUCAGGACGUCAUGGGUCAGCUGCAGAGCCCACAGUCUAGAGACGAGAUGGAGGCGGCUCGAGCAGCCUUUGUAAUGCUUCUCCUUAGCAUCUGCGAAAGCCAGACCGUCUUGAGCGCUCUUAGUCGCCCCGUAGCUAGAGAUGCGCGAAGAGCACUAUCUAAGAGCCUGGCUAGCUUUGUCCCCUCGAUCCUCCAGAGCGCAUCGCAGAUUGCGAGCCGGCUGGAGCUGUUCCGUACCGAGACCCUCGCGUCGUUUGAACCGGCCAACAAGAAGAAAGAGACCGGCAACCCGGGAAUCGACGAUCUCCUAGAGUCGACGAUGGCUCUCGAUAAUUUUUCCGUGACCGAGCUUCCAACCGUAAAUUCUCGGGCCGGUUUGUAUAUCUACUUGAACGCCGCUCUUGUUGGUCGACCGCUUAUAGAUGAUGCUACGCUCUUCAAUUAUUUGCAUAACCGAUACCAGGGAGACGUGCAAUCUACCGCGAUCGACCUCAUCCUUGCCUCGUUCGACGUUCUUGCGAAUAACGUAUUCCGCAACGAGAACCAGCAGGGAGGCCAUCUUCUGCGCUCCUAUUUAAUUAACAAGCUACCUUUACUUCUUGCGCAGCUCGAACCGUCCAUGUUUCCCUCCUUGACACCCCAAUACUGCAUCACCGAGGCGCUCAGUCAGGUGGAUACUAAUGCGUUUCCCACUCUGUCUGCCAUGUUCGACGACACAAACAAUAACAACACCUUCACGGACAGUGUUCGCCAGGACUUUUGUUUUGCUUGUUGUCUCCACGGUCUGAUCCCGGAAUCUAGUAUUGAGGGGUUGCUAGGCGAAAUAACUUACCAGACGCUACCGCAGGCGGGCCGGUGCGUGAAGGAACACCUGGUCGAGGGAUGUAUGGGCGACCCGGAAAAAAUUCAACGCCUAAUCGGCGAGCUGGACAACAUGGACGGCAAUGUGGGGGCAGUCUGUCAAGCCCUGGCCGAGGUGAUCGGUCGUCUCUGCAAUAACAAGGAGACGAUGACCUUGAAGCUUCUGUGUAGCCAGCUCGCGAAGAAGCCGCUGUCGCUGGACGUGAUGCUCCUCUUCGACAAGCCGAUAACGAUGCUGCAACCACUCUGCGAGCUGCUGGACAAUUGGCGGUUCGAGGAAGAUCAAGGAGAGUACCAACCUGUUUACGAAGAGUUCGGGGCUGUGCUGCUGCUCGUGCUGGCUUUUGUCCACCGGUAUAACCUCUCACCUCUGGAUCUCGGCAUCCGCACUCCGGACUCCUUUGUCGGGAAGCUGCUCAGCAGCGGCCAGCUCAGCAAGCCCUUCGAAGACUUGACAGAGAAGGAGAAAGGCCACCUCAACAGGUGGAUCCACGGCCUCUUCGAUACAGAAUCCAGCGGGCUUACCGACGAAUUGCUGUCUCAGUGUUCGCCGCAGGAUUUCUACCUGCUUGUCCCUACCUUAUUUUAUAACAUCGUGCUGGCAUUUAGCACGAAUUACCUCGACGAAGAAAGCUUGAAGACUGGCGUCGAAUACCUUGUGAAUACCUUUCUCCUCCCCUCCCUCGUACCGGCGCUCAUAUACAUGUCGAAUCACCUCUGGACCGAGUUGAACCAGGGUCACGAGCAGAGAGCCAUCAUCAGGAUUCUGCAGCUAAUCCUCCUGACAAAGCAGGGGUCGAGCGAGGCCCAGGCCAUGCUCUCGGCCGUCGUGAACAUAAUCGCGAUUCCCUUGGAGUAUUCGUUGAGAUCUUAUCAGCGUCUCGACCCUAAGAGCCAGUCGAUAGAACCUCUGCUAAAGGCUAUGAAGGACAACAUCCGGCUGUCCCGCCGAACGGGCGGUGCUGCUAAUAACGAGCUCGAGAUGUGGACCGGUACGGCGAACGGCGGGUUGGCGGCAGCGAUCCGGAGUACGUUUCAAGGUUUCGUCUCCUGGAGCGUCGAUCCCGCGCUGAAUACCAUGCCCACGUCAUACACGCACCGGCAGGUUCUCGCCGCUUUGCAGAUCCUGGGUGCUAAGCGACUUUUGCACCUGAUUCUAGAGGAAGUCAAGGCGCACACGGAGAAUGAGCGAGGAAGCGUAGCGCACGACGUGGCGACGGCGCUCAUAUGCGCGCCGGACGUGAGCAAUUUGCCACCACCGGCGGAAUUGGCGAUGCUCGUGGACCCGAACCAUCCAAUAAUGCCGCCGCAGCGUCGACUCUCGCUGCGAGCGGUGCUAAAGUCGGAGGCGGAGGACUGCAAGAUGCUCCAGAAAUCGGACCUGGCGAUGGCAGAGAUCGUGGUCCGGUUGCACCGGAAAGUGGAGGCGCAGCUGCUGAUACCCCCGCCCGCCGACCAGAUGCUUCAGGGGGGCCUGACGCUGGGCCUGGACGGGAAUGCGGCCGGGCUAGGCGACGCGCUCGCGGCGGCGCAGAACGACGGCCUGGUGGUGGACGACGGGAACAUGAACCUCGACCUUGGCGGCGGCAGCGGCAACGAGAUGGGACUCGGCAGCGGGGCGGACUCGAACGGCGGGCUCGACUUCGGAACGGACGACGGCAUGUUCGGUGGGCUGGGGACGGGUGGGAGUAGCGCGGACCUGCUCGAAGGCUGGGAUCUGACUUAG
Durotheca rogersii is the source of this 3156-nucleotide messenger RNA. Its product is annotated as Med5-domain-containing protein. Gene Ontology annotation, cellular component: mediator complex. The transcript has 6 exons. Lineage: Eukaryota; Fungi; Ascomycota; Sordariomycetes; Xylariales; Xylariaceae. Bases 1 to 3156 code for a protein of 1051 amino acids. Gene Ontology annotation, biological process: regulation of transcription by RNA polymerase II. The record is from RefSeq and is a predicted model, not a curated record. Gene Ontology annotation, molecular function: transcription coregulator activity.